UUAUUCACACAAAUGAUGUAUUUCCAUGUGUAUUGGUAAUUUAGCGGCAAAAGACAAACGUCGCACCCACCGACAAAGUAAUUAUAACUUCACUUUUGAAGCCGGUGCCAAGAGCAAAAUCUGCUUUUGAUUGAUUGAUUGUAUAGAGCUGAAGAAUAGAACAUUUUUAUUUAAUCGCGAGUUUGAUCGAAAUCAAGAUGAAAAGAGGAAGAAAACCAAAACUAAUCGUUUUCAAACUGUCUAGCAUAAAACAAAAACGAAAGUCACAAUAUCCGGACAGCGUUAGCUAUGUUCCCGAACAAAUUAUUGAGAAGCACAAAAAUGAGGCGUUGUACCGUGUUCGUUGGCCGUCUACGUGGGAGCAGGAGAAGAAUUUAUUGGAAUGUAAGGCAUUGGACCUAUUCCUUAAUGGCAACACCGAAAACGAAGACGGAAACGACGACGACGACACUGAAGUUGUGAGUGAACAUCAAUCACAAGUGGACGAAGAAGUGUGGGAAGUGCACAAAAUUAUCAGAAAACGAAUCGUCAGAAAGAAGAUGGAGUACUUGGUGAAAUGGAAAGAUACUUGGAUGUUGCGUGACGAUUUAAAUGACAAUUGGCCGAGUCUAAUUGUCAAUUUUGACAAUGCUGAACAGCAGAAACAACAUCAGCAUCUGAAGGAGCAAGUAUUGAAUCAAGGACAAGAACAUGAACUGGAUUUGCAACAGCACCAAACUCAUCAGAAAUCCGAUAUAAAUGCAAACCAUACGGAGCCGGCAAAGAGAGCAAACCUGAAACGGAAACGCUUUGAAGACGCAAACGAUAAAAAUGAGGCAAAAUACCCUACGAAGAGAUCCAGAACGGAGAGGAUGCAAGAGGACGUUGACGAUGACGACAACGAUGAGAAUCGCUUACAAAUUAUUGUCGAUGACGCUGAAAUCAAGAAGAUUCUAGCCCGAGGAACAUUUCACGGCGAAGAAAUGUUCCGGUUUGAGCGAUUAAACGGCAACGGGUAUGCAGUCAUUCCGAUCAAAGUGGCGAACAUGAAAUAUCCUAAAGCAGUGAUAGACUUUUAUGAAAGUCACAUUGUGUAUCAUCCAUAAAUCAAGAGUGAGAAGAAAACGAUGUAGAGAAUAAGACCAAUCAAAAUGAGUGUCUGAAGAAAAAUUAUGUAAAAUUUUUAAUGAAAACUCAGAGUUCCCUUUGAAUAUUGUGUCGAUUUGCCGUAAAUAUUGUUCUAUUAUUAUUAUUAUUAUCAUUAUCAUUUUCUGUCGGAAUUCUUGAUGUAUCAACUGAACGAAAAAGCAAGACUUUGAAUUGUUUGAAAAGAAUGUUGUGAUGAAUAAAGUUGGCCAUUUACACUGAA
This is a messenger RNA of Sitodiplosis mosellana (orange wheat blossom midge), 1348 nucleotides long. RefSeq names its product heterochromatin protein 1-like. The transcript is spliced from 4 exons. Bases 198 to 1085 code for a protein of 295 amino acids. The record is from RefSeq and is a predicted model, not a curated record. Gene Ontology annotation, cellular component: nucleus. Lineage: Eukaryota; Metazoa; Arthropoda; Insecta; Diptera; Cecidomyiidae.